GCGUAAAACAGAAGCUGGGCAAUAGAAAAGGCAAACAGCGCACGACUUUGCCCGGAGCCAAAACAGAGUUGCCUUUUGUGCCCGUCUGGCAAUUGGCCAAGUUAAUAAAGAGCGUUAGCGAGCGCGCCGGCAGACGCCGAUAAUGACGUUGCUGCAGCAGCAGCUGCUUCUGAUGUUGAUGAUGACGCUGCUAACUUGGUUAUUGCUGCCAGCAUAAAAACUGUCAGGCAGGCAGCCAGAAAGUCAGACAGCCAGACAGACAGACCUAAAACAAAAGCGUUCCCCGUUACGCCCAGCCGACCGCCGCGGCCCCCACGUUCCGGUCCGGGCCAGGACCAGGCUUACUGCAUUUCCGGUUGUUGUUCCUGCCGCCGCUGUCGCCAACAUCGCCAUGCCACUCCAUAUGGCCCAGAGCAUCUGCGUGGCCUGGCUGCUGCUACUCGCUGUGAUUGUCCUGAGCGAUAUGACAAAUGGCGGCGUGCAUGGACCCAUCGAGGGCUAUAACUCGUUGGAUGAGCUGACUACAAUGCCAGCAGGGCUGGCCACGAUGCCAACCGCCGCCUACACGCAUCCCAAAUGGAUGGAGCCAUAUUUUGAUCCCUCAACGCCGCGCAAUGUCACCGCCCUUAUGGGCAAAUCCGCGUAUCUCAGUUGCCGCGUUCGCAAUUUGGCCAACAAAACGGUCUCCUGGAUACGGCAUCGGGACAUACACAUAUUGACAGUGGGCUCCUAUACGUACACGUCCGAUCAGAGGUUUCAGGCCACACAUCAUCAGGACACCGACGACUGGACGCUGCAGAUAAAGUGGGCCCAGAAGCGAGAUGCGGGCAUGUACGAGUGCCAGAUAUCAACGCAGCCCGUUCGCAGUUAUUUUGUACGUCUGAAUGUUGUCGUGCCAACGGCGACCAUACUUGGCGGACCUGACCUUCACGUUGAUAAAGGCAGCACCAUAAAUCUCACUUGCACUGUAAAGUUCAGUCCCGAGCCGCCGGCCUACAUAUUCUGGUACCAUCACGAGGAGGUCAUUAAUUAUGAUUCAUCAAGAGGCGGCGUGUCGGUAAUUACCGAAAAGGGCGAUGUGACAACCUCAUUUCUGCUCAUACAGAAUGCAGAUCUGGCCGAUUCCGGCAAAUACUCGUGCGCCCCCUCGAACGCAGAUGUUGCCAGUGUGCGUGUGCAUGUUCUAAAUGGUGAACAUCCGGAGGCAAUGCAAACUGGCUCAUCCGGCUGCCAGUACAAUUGGCUGACAAUUGUCAUGCUGCUGGGCCUGGUGCUCGGUUACAGUCAGCGGCAGCAGCAACAUUGUGCCACACUCGCCACAUGGGGCACUCGCAGCCGAGACGUCACGCUCGCGGCCAGUGAAAGUGACAUUCGAGGAACAACAACAUCAUCAGCAGCAGCAGCGGCAACAGCAGCUGCGAAACGUGCUACUACUGGCGGCGGCCUUGAAGCGUCGACUGCGGUUAGCCGCAGCAGCAGCAGCAACAGUCGACAGGCGUGCCACGCCCACGCCCUCGCCUACGCCCAGGCUAAACGCUGCUGCCACAGAUGAUCGCAUGCAGCCGGACUAAACAGCGCGAACUAAGCAGCCACAUGAAAUGUGUGCGCCAAUGUAUCCACAAUGUGCAUCAGAAAUUACAGCUUUAAUUACGUUUCAUUUGAUUUGAUUCGAACUUUAUGUUUGUAUACCCUUAUAGAGGAUAUUAUACAUAUUUUAUGAAAUGUGUAACGCGUAGCAGGAGAUAUCCCCGACACCAUAAAGUGUAUAUAUUUUAGGUCAGCAUCGACAGCCGAGCAUAUGUUGCCAUGUCCGUCCGUCUGUCCCUCUCCCCCAUUUUCUAUGUCUCUCAGUUAUAUGUUUUAUGCUAUAGGAAAGAUUGGUGGAAUAGUAGGAUCUCAAAUACAAACUAUUCUGUUUUCAAAGAUAUUAUUUUAACAAACUCAACAAUUUUGAGCUGCUCACAUAUCCACAAAGGGAAUAUGUCAUCAAGGGUAUUAAAUCAUCGGAUAGCCUUACUUUCGUGUUUUUAGUUAUAUUUGGACGAGUUAAAUAAAUAUAUUUUUAUGUUUGCCAUUUGAUUCUGUUUGACUGUGAAUUCUAUAAGUUAAUUUAAUUUGAAGCCACUUGAUGUUGGAAUUUGCAUUUCGCACAGGACAAUGCGAAUUGCUAACUCAAUAAAAAUUCUGUUGACACGCCACAUAAAUGGCGCAUACAUUUUAAUCAAUUGGCAUAGAAAAAAAUUC
Drosophila novamexicana is the source of this 2244-nucleotide messenger RNA. RefSeq names its product junctional adhesion molecule A (gene dpr6). The transcript is spliced from 7 exons. The coding region runs from base 392 to 1552 and encodes 386 amino acids. NCBI's taxonomy places the organism in Eukaryota, Metazoa, Arthropoda, Insecta, Diptera, Drosophilidae. Gene Ontology annotation, biological process: synapse organization. The record is from RefSeq and is a predicted model, not a curated record. Gene Ontology annotation, cellular component: neuron projection membrane.